Heterobasidion irregulare TC 32-1 is the source of this 837-nucleotide messenger RNA. RefSeq lists its product as uncharacterized. Gene Ontology annotation, molecular function: transferase activity, transferring alkyl or aryl (other than methyl) groups. Bases 1 to 837 code for a protein of 278 amino acids. NCBI's taxonomy places the organism in Eukaryota, Fungi, Basidiomycota, Agaricomycetes, Russulales, Bondarzewiaceae. Gene Ontology annotation, cellular component: membrane. The transcript is spliced from 3 exons. The record is from RefSeq and is a predicted model, not a curated record.
AUGCUCUCUCAGCCAACCACUUUCAUAGUUGAGGCCUUGUAUACGGCCUUUCUCUUCACAAAAUCCGAUAUAAAGACGACAGUCAUACCAAUAACAUCCUUCGCGGCUGCAGCUGCACCGCUGUGUGGGUUGGCUCGUCUCCCUCAAUCCGUUUUUUGGAUCUGGCUGCACCUCCUUCAGUUUGAUGUAUCGAACCAAACGCUUAGCCCGGAGGAGGACGAGGUCAACAAACAGGAUCGCCCUCUACCGUCCAAGCGCAUCACGCUUCGAAAUGCUAUUUUCCUUAGAUGGGUCUUGAUUCCUGCAUGCUGGGCUUUGUCAGCGUUCUACAGCCGCGAGGUUCUUUGGGCGAGCAUGUCACUAGUGCUGUUUACAGUCAUAUACAAUGAGUGUUCAGCCCACGCCGGACACUGGCUCGUCCGAAACGUAGUGAAUGCCGCUGGGUUUGCUUCGUUUGAGGCGGGAGCCACUCUCAUUGCUGGUCCUAAUUCUCAUACACUCGACACGACUGCUAUCAUUGCUAUCUGUUGUAGUGCGGGUAUAUUUGCCACAACUAUCCAUAGCCAAGAUUUCAAGGAUAGGGACGGCGACAAGGCCAUAGGUCGCCAUACGAUUCCCAUUGUCGCCCCAGCCAUCGCGCGGUACACAGUCGUUAUACCACUUUUAUUGUGGUCUGCAUUCCUCUCGAAUUUGUGGCAACUCGAUGUCGUAGCCAGCUGUGGAUUCUUGAUCGUGGCGUUAUUCGUUGGUGUCCGGUUUUUAAUAUUCACUACCAUUGCCGCUGAUCAAGUAUCAUUCUAUUGGUACAACGUAAGUUAUGAGAGUCGUGUUUUAUGA